Messenger RNA from Spinacia oleracea (spinach), 2820 nucleotides. RefSeq names its product BTB/POZ domain-containing protein At3g50780. The transcript has 2 exons. The record is from RefSeq and is a predicted model, not a curated record. Gene Ontology annotation, molecular function: protein binding. Lineage: Eukaryota; Viridiplantae; Streptophyta; Magnoliopsida; Caryophyllales; Amaranthaceae. The coding region runs from base 681 to 2324 and encodes 547 amino acids.
CAAAAAUGUCUUAAAAUCAAAAAAUUCUUUUUUUUAAAAGAAAAGAUUAAAAAAAAUGUUGUCUUGUCUGGCAGAUAUUGUGGUAAUGGGACCAAGGGAAUCCACCUCCAGUAAUCUUGCUGUACACUAAAAUACUAAAAUCCAACACCAAAUUUUAAAAACCGGUUUCUUUUCUUUAAGGCGUGCUUUGUUUGAUCAUUCUCACAAAGAUUAAAGCAAAAAAGUGUUGUUUGUACAGAUACCCACACUACUAAAGUUGCAAAACCCCAUCUUUAUUCUUUUUUCCAUUUUUAUUUUUUUGGGUUUUCCAAAACAUUUUCUGGGUUUUCCAAUUUUUUGGGUUCCCUUGAUUCUUAACAUUCAAGCUUCCUCAAUCCUCAAGGUGAGUUCUUUAAUACCCAAAAGGGGGUAAAUUAGUAAAUGUUUUUAAUGGCUAAUUUAUGUUCUUGUUUGUUAUAAGUCAAUUAGUUGGUGGGAGUUUUCUAUUAAUGGGUUUGGUUGGUUGAAUUUUAUACUAGAUUUGGUUGGAACUUGUUACACAUAACCUUGAUGAAUUGAUGCUCAGCUGAAAUUCCCAGGAAAUUUUUUUAAUUUUAUUAAUAAAUUUGUAGAAUUUUGUAUUUAUUGCUGGAAUCAGAAAUUGGGUUUAAUUUUCUGAGAAUUUUCUGUUGGUGGAAGUGAUGUCUGAAGUAAAAGUGAACAGAAAAAUCAGGAAUGUACCAAUUGCUGUAACUCCUGAGGGUUUCUGGUGUUGUCCUUCACCUGUUGUUUUCCAAAAGAAUCUUAAAACUCAAACACCCUUAAACAAAACCAAACCACCACAUCCACCUUCAUCACCACCACCACCACCACAACCACAACCACCACCACCACCACCACAACCACCAUCAAGGGGUGGUUCUGUUCAGAGGAAACAUCCACAUCCACAUUCACAUGAGUCUUUAGAUGAUCAAAAGAGUGUCAAUAAUGGUACUAAUAAUGUGGCUUCUGCUAUUGGAGUUGAGAGAACACCAUCUAGGAAUAAUAAUAAAGGUGAUAAUUUGCCUAAAAAAGUUUCAAUUGAGUUUGGUGAAUCUGGAACUAGUGAUAUGAAGGUUGUGUUAUAUGGAAAACAUGGAUUUUCAGUGAAGUUGAAUGUUCAUAAAGAUGUUCUUGUGGAGAAUAGUAGUUUCUUUGCUCAGAGAUUGGCUGAGCAAGAAUCUGAUGUUGCAUCACUUCAAAUUUUGGAUUGUGAAGAUGUUGAAGUUUAUGUUGAAACUGUUGGUUUGAUGUAUUCUAAAGAUAUGAAGCAAAGGCUUCUCAAGCAAAGCGUUCAACGUGUGCUUCGAAUCCUCAAGGUUGCUGAAGUAAUUGUGUUUAACUCAUGUAUCAAAGCGUGUUUAGACUACCUAGAAGCGGCCCCUUGGGUCGGGGAGGAAGAAGAAGAGAAAGUGGUUUCUUCAGUUCUUAGACUUCAGACUAGUGAGGGCGGAGUUGGCGUUGGUGUAAAUCCAGUCCUGAAACGAAUCUCUUCUAACGUCUCAACAAGACCUCCAAAAGACACACUAUCUCACAUAAUGGAACUCGUUCUUAAAAGUAACGAAGACCGAGGUCGACGUGAAAUGAAAUCAAUCGUUCUUAAACUUCUUAGGGAAAACAACAACAAAAGCUCGGAUUCUGAUAGUGAUCCUGAUAUCUGUUACCAAACAAUCUAUUCUUCAUGCAGAAGCUGCAUGGAUUCAUUGAUAACCCAUUUUAAACGGGCCACCGAGCCCGAAUUUGAUGGCGGGCGGGCUAUGGACUGCCAUGACCCAAUCGCCAAGCAAAUUGCACUUGAUGCAGAUAACCUUGCAUGGUUGCUGGAGAUUUUGGCGGAAAGACAGGUGGCAGACGAGUUUGCAAUCAUGUGGGUCCGCCAACAGGAGUUGGCGGGCUUACACCAUAAACUUCCUGCUAUGAUUCGGUAUCACGUUAGCUGCAUUACAGCGAGAUUGUUUGUCGGGAUUGGUAGGGGCGAACUGCUUCCGUCGAAGGACACACGUCAUAUGUUACUGAAAACGUGGCUCGAGCCGUUGACCAAUGACUACAGUUGGCUGAACCACGGGUGCAGGACGUUCGACCGGAAGGUGGUCGAGGAAGGGAUUGGGAGGACUAUCUUGACUUUGCCCCUAGAGGAACAGCAGAGUAUUCUGCUGUCUUGGUUGAGCAAUUUUCUAAAAAGUGGGGAUAAUUGCCCGAAUCUUCAGAGGGCAUUCGAGGUUUGGUGGCGGAGGACCUUCAUUAGGCCAUAUGCUGAAAGUCGGGCCGGGUCGGGCUUUAGCACAAACUCAUGUCUAAACCCAUGAAAUUGGUGCGGGCUUUUCGGGCCAAAUGGAUUUUUUUGGACUUUGGUCUAAAAUGUGUAUUUGAGGCUCCUCAAACCCCGUCCUUUAACGGGCCGGGCCGGGCCAUAGUUGAUCAGGUCUAAUAUUUAGGCCAUAUGCUGAGCCACGACUAAAUCGAGACUAGUCGGAUAACUCGAUGAUGACUUCAUAGGGUGUAGAGUAGAAUAAUUCAUGCAGGUAUUGUACAAGGCUUAUUGUGUUUUUGGUUUCAAGAGUGGUUUCUUAACUUGAUAAAUGGAGUGGUAUUGUGUUGUAAAUCUGCUUAAUUAGAAUGCUUGUGUCUGUAACUUCUUGUAAGCCUGUAUUUCUGGAUUAAGCAUUUUGGUUCUUCAAGUAUUACUAAGACGAAGAAUCAAAGAACGGAAAUUCGUGUUGUUGUACAGGAGGAACUUGCUGUAAACAUAAAGUAAAUUGGGUUUUUUUGAAACAUAGUAAUGUAAUGUAACAGUUUCUAUUC